Molecule: messenger RNA, 573 nt
Organism: Aplysia californica (California sea hare)
Lineage: Eukaryota; Metazoa; Mollusca; Gastropoda; Aplysiida; Aplysiidae
Product: tRNA-specific adenosine deaminase 2
Exons: 2
Coding region: 1-573 (190 amino acids)
Biological process (GO): tRNA wobble adenosine to inosine editing
Cellular component (GO): nucleus; cytoplasm
Molecular function (GO): tRNA-specific adenosine-34 deaminase activity; zinc ion binding
Source: RefSeq, a predicted model, not a curated record
AUGAAUGCCAAGGAGUGGAUGCGCAAGGAGGACAUGACCACAGCUUUGGACUGCCAUCUUGGGUGGAUGAGAAAAGCUCUGGGAUUUGCACAACGAGCGCUAGAGGCACAGGAAGUUCCGGUUGGCUGCAUCAUCAUAUAUGAUGACAAGAUCAUCGCGAAUGGAGGCAACGAAGUGAACAAGACAAAAAAUGCAACACGGCAUGCCGAGAUUAUAGCCAUAGAGGAAGUCCGUACAUAUUGUGCUGAAAAGAAACUUUCAUCUAAAGAUGUUUUUAAGUCAUCUAUUCUGUAUGUCACAGUGGAGCCAUGUAUUAUGUGUGCUGGCGCUUUAAGGCAAAUUGAGAUUCCCCUUGUUGUGUAUGGUUGCAGAAAUGAAAGAUUUGGUGGUUGUGGAUCAAUAAUUGAUGUUUCCUGUGAUAAGGCAAUUACCUCAAAUAUUGGACCAACCUUUGAUGCCAUUAGUGGUGUUCUUGCUGACGAUGCUGUGAGUUUGUUGAAAAAUUUCUAUAAAGGAGAGAAUGUGAAUGCCCCAGAUUCGAAGAGGAAAGUGAAGAAAGAACAAAGGAGUUGA